AUGGCUGGGGGUAGCACAGAUGCAGCAACCAAGGAGAUGGAGGCAUUGCAUGUUGGGCAAACCAAGGAAACAGAUGAGAUUCUGAAAAAGGCGUCAGAUAGCAAUGGCGGGGCUCCCGAAGCUCAGUCCCCACCACCACCAGCAGAUGAUGAUGACGCACAAGUGGAUGGUCCAUCUGAAGGUGGAGCAGGAGCUUCAGCGGCUGCGAAGAAGAAAAAGAAGAAAAGCAAGGCCAAAAAGAAGAAGGACCCCCUUCAGCAGACAGAUCCUCCAUCAAUCCCUGUGGAUGAGCUUUUCCCUUCAGGAGAUUUUCCUGAGGGAGAAAUCCAGGAAUACAAGGAUGAUAAUUUAUGGAGAACAACUAGUGAAGAAAAGAGGGAACAGGAACGACUACAAAAACCAAUGUACAAUUCUGUUCGCCGAGCUGCAGAAGUCCAUCGACAGGUACGAAAGUACAUGAGGAGCAUUAUAAAGCCUGGAAUGCUAAUGAUGGAACUAUGCGAGACUUUGGAAAACAUGGUUCGGAAACUUAUCAAGGAGAAUGGACUGCAAGCUGGCAUUGCCUUUCCAACAGGAUGCUCGUUGAAUUGGGUCGCAGCUCACUGGACUCCAAAUUCUGGUGAUAAAACUGUACUACAAUAUGAUGAUGUGAUGAAGCUGGAUUUUGGGACACAUAUCGAUGGGCACAUAGUUGAUUGUGCAUUUACCGUCGCAUUUAAUCCCAUGUUUGAUCCGUUGCUGCAAGCAACGAGAGAUGCCACAAAUACUGGAAUCAAGGAAGCUGGAAUAGAUGCACGGCUUUGUGAUGUCGGUGCUGCAAUCCAAGAAGUCAUGGAGUCAUAUGAGGUUGAAAUUAAUGGGAAAGUUUUCCAAGUAAAAAGUGUGCGAAACCUCAAUGGACACAGCAUUGGACCAUACCAAAUCCAUGCUGGUAAAUCAGUCCCAAUUGUAAAAGGCGGAGAGCAAACUAAAAUGGAGGAGGGUGAAUUUUAUGCCAUUGAAACUUUUGGGUCUACAGGAAAGGGAUUUGUGAGGGAGGACUUGGAAUGCAGUCAUUACAUGAAGAACUUUGAUGUUGGGCAUGUACCGUUGAGGGUAGCAAAAGCCAAGCAGCUACUGGGGACAAUCAACAACAACUUUGGAACACUUGCAUUUUGCCGCCGGUACUUGGACCGCAUCGGCGAGACCAAGUAUCUCAUGGCACUGAAAAAUCUAUGUGAUGUUGGCAUUGUUCAGCCGUACCCGCCAUUGUGCGAUGUGAGGGGAAGCUAUGUGUCCCAGUUUGAGCACACCAUUUUGCUCCGGCCAACCUGUAAAGAAGUCAUAUCCAGAGGCGACGACUACUGA
Messenger RNA from Triticum turgidum subsp. durum (durum wheat), 1347 nucleotides. The record is from the annotation of a GenBank genome assembly. NCBI's taxonomy places the organism in Eukaryota, Viridiplantae, Streptophyta, Magnoliopsida, Poales, Poaceae.